CGCCGGAUCCUGGUACCUGAAUUAUCAGUAAUCGGUGGAAACUUAUCGAAGCAUUACAUAAGUUUAGCUCCUGAUUUCUGUGCCGAAAUUGUCAGCUGACAACGAAAUCACGACCGGUCGAAACCAAACAACUCAAGAACCAAAAAGUGUAACUAAAAAAAUCCAAAUCAGUCAAAAUGAAUAAAAUUGUGUCCCUAUUUGUGGUGCUUUGUGGAAUCAGCUUAGGAUACUCAAUCCCAAUUCAAAAUGCCCUCAUGUAUUACCGUCAUGCAAUGCCCUACAUGGUCCCACAUCAAGCUAUGUACGGAUUUCACUAUCAGAACCAGCAGCUGAGGAAUCAACAUCGUUCAGCAGGAGUAUCCGCCUUUGCAGCAGGAAACACUAUAGCAGCUGGAACCUACCUGAAAGAUUGCAAAACUACAGAUAUCGAAAGUGCCGAGCAGCCCGUUCAGAAUGACCCGAACGUGCAGUCAACUGCUGAAGCCUACCCAGAGGAGCAGUUCCAUGUGGAGGAUGAACCACAGUACGAAACCCCGAUUGUAAAUGAUCAGGAAGCCAUCGAACCAAUUGCUGAUGAACCAGCGGCUAUCCCUGCGGCCGUUCCUGCUGUACCUGCUGUAAUCCCAGAUAAGAGGAAGAAGGUUCAAUUGGACUCAGACGAAGACGAAACUGCAGUCUAUCCUAGCCGUCGUGGUGCCAGCCGCCCAGCCGAACCUAGCAGUUACUUCCCGAUCAAUUUCGGUGGUACCAGCGGAGGCGCCAUUGCCAUUGCCAACUCGUACAGCACGGGAAAGGGAGGAUCGGCCACUAGCACCGCCACUGCCUAUGGAAGCCCCACGUCAUCUGAGCUGAGACGAGCCACCCAGCCUGCCCAGCUGAAGAAGAAACCUGCCAAACUGCGUGCCCGGAAAUACUGAUCAUACUCAGGAGCAGGUAGAGUGCCUAAAGUUUUCAGGUGCAAUCAUUUCCGUCAUAGGUUUACGAAAUUAAAAGUGCAAAACGUCGACUAGCCAUAGGAUUCCGCAAUGCGCAGCAAAUAAUUAGUAUUUAUUGUAAUUCAAACCAUUUCCGCUGAUCGAAGAACAUGCUCAAAUACAAAAGACUUCGAAGUGUAA
This is a messenger RNA of Wyeomyia smithii (pitcher-plant mosquito), 1115 nucleotides long. RefSeq lists its product as uncharacterized. The transcript has 3 exons. Lineage: Eukaryota; Metazoa; Arthropoda; Insecta; Diptera; Culicidae. Bases 177 to 917 code for a protein of 246 amino acids. The record is from RefSeq and is a predicted model, not a curated record.